AUGGCUCCCAAAGUAAUUAGUGUCGCUUGGGAUCACUUUACGGACAAAGGCCAACAAAUGGCCGAGUGUAAUAUAUGUAAAAUACAGUUCAGUUUUAAAAGUUCUGUAUCAAACCUUACAAAGCACCUUAAACGUAAACAUCCAUUCGUAAGUUUAGUUAGAAGGAACGAUGUUCCAGCUCCAGUGAUAGCAGCCCAGACCAACCAGCAAUCGUCAACCUCAAACCAACCUGCUGGAAUAGUUCAACAAUCUGAAGGUGAAGAACGUCCGUCCACUAACUUGGUGAAAACUACUGUUGCUUACUUUAAAAGAUCCGCUCAAGCCUGGGAAAAAUUAAAAAAAUACCAGGAACAGGCUGGAAAAUCUCCUAAAAGACCUCUACAAUGUGUAAGUACGCGGUGGAAUUCUACAUUCUACAUGUUGCAGAGGUUCGUAGAAUUAAAAGAAGAGGUUAAUAGUGCGCUCUCUAACUUAAACGCCAUUAGCAUCUCCCUAACUGCAGUUGAAUGGAAACUUUGUGAACACAUUUGCAACAUUUUAAAACCAUGUGAAGAAGUUACAAGGGAAGUAAGUGCUCAAAAAUAUAUAACAGGAAGUUUAGUGAUACCUAUAACGACAGGGUUAGUUAAAUCUUUAGAAAAUAUUAAUAGUAAUACAUACCUCGACACCGCCCAAAAACUACAACAAGACUUGCUGGCCGCUAUAAAAAAUAGAUUUAUACAUUUAGACAAAAGCGGCACAUUUACUACGUGUAUGUUCCUGGAUCCCAGAUUCAAAUUGUAUUUUGAAGAUCAGUAUGUAGCUGACACUACAAAACAAAGAAUUAUAGAAAUGAUUACAACAAUUAUAAAUAAAGAGGAUCGAAAUUAUCCCCAAAUUGAAAACGAAGAGCAGCAGCUAUCGGAUCAAGCAGCAAAUCCUCCACCUCAGCUUCAAAUUAAUUUAGUAUGGCAGCAUUAUGCCGAAAAAAUGAAAAAUAUACAACCCAAGGGCACGGCAACUUCUCGAGCAAUUUUAGAAGUGCAAAGAUAUUUGGACGAUAAAGUUGUGUUGCCGAGUGAGAAUAUAUCACCACUAGAGUGGUGGAAAAGGCGGAAGGAUGUAUACCCGCAUUUGUAUGCCCUAGCACUCAAGAAGUUAAAUGCAAUGGCCACGAGUGUCCCCUGUGAAAGAUUAUUUUCCUCCUGUGGAUUGUUACUUAAUGACAGGAGAACAAGGCUGGGGACUCGAAAAGUUCAACAAUUAAUGUUUUUAAAUCAAAAUUCAUAA
Parnassius apollo (apollo) is the source of this 1269-nucleotide messenger RNA. The record is from the annotation of a GenBank genome assembly. NCBI's taxonomy places the organism in Eukaryota, Metazoa, Arthropoda, Insecta, Lepidoptera, Papilionidae.